ACGAUCGCGCUCCUCCUCCCAGGCGGCUAUCUCGAUUCCUACGGUAAUUUGGUCGUCCGCGCUGCCUUAUCUCUCGCCCAGUUCCACGGGCGCGAUGGCCUUUCCCAACUCCAGGACUCGUCGGGGCGCCGCGCAUCUUGGCUACGACGAUGACGGACAGGAUGAGCUCGAAAGACGUGCGGAUCGCUACGGACACGGUCAUGGACGGUGACAUGGACGAGGCUGAGCUUGCAAGGAUGGGCUACAAGCAGGAGUUGAAACGAGAUCUUGGACUGCUCCAGAACUUCGGCGUGUCCUUCUCGAUCAUCAGCGUCAUCACCGGUGUUAGCUCUCUGUUCGCAUAUGGCCUUAAUACUGGAGGGCCGGCUGUGAUGGUGUGGGGAUGGAUUGUCGUCGCUUGCUUCACGAUGUCCGUGGGCCUUGCCAUGGCAGAGAUUUGCAGCGCACACCCGACCAGUGGUGGGCCUUAUUUCUGGGCAGCCAUGCUCUGCAAACCAGAGGAUUCCGCUUUCGCAUCUUGGAUAACGGGCUGGUUCAACCUUCUCGGUCAAGUGGCGGUGACCACCGGCAUCAGCUUCGCAUGUGCGACCUUCAUCUCUACGCUCGCGACAUUCGACACAACGUUCGUCCCCACGGCAAAGACGACUAUCGGCAUAUAUGCAGCCGUACUCGUCGCCCAGGGUCUUAUCAACACCUUCGGCGUUCACCUGCUCAGGUAUCUCAAUAACGUUUCCGUAUGGUGGCAUGCUAUUGGGACCGUGGCCCUCAUCAUUGCCGUCCUCGCGGCAGCUCCGUCACACCAGUCUGCCCACUUCGUGUUCCAAACGUUCAUCGACGGCACCGGCGUCGGCGGCGUCGGUUGGAGUCAGCGGGCGAGCCCAGCCUAUGUCGUGAUUGUCGGCAUCCUAAUGGCGCAGUACACGCUGACAGGGUUCGACGCCAGUGCUCAUAUGACAGAAGAGACGCACAACGCCGCCAUGUCUGGGCCUAUCGGGAUUGUCAUGGCCAUUGGUGUAUCUGCGGUGCUCGGAUGGUUCCUCAUCCUCGGCCUGCUCUUCUCUAUACAGGACCUCACAAACACUGUUGGGAGUGCGACGGGAGAGCCUGUCGCUCAAAUCUUCCUUGACACGGUCGGAGAGAAGGGCGCCAUCGUGCUUAUGGUCAUCGUCAUCGGCUCGAUGUUCUGGUGCGGGACGUUCUCGAUCACGUCCAACAGCCGCAUGAUGUAUGCCUUUGCGCGUGACGGCGGGAUCCCAGGACACAGAUUCUUCCAGCAAGUCGACGCCAAGCGGAAGUCGCCCAUCCGGACAGUCUGGCUCGCAUGCACGCUCAGCUUCAUCCUGGGCCUGCCUAGUCUCGGCAGCUCCGUCGCGUUCUCCGCGGCGACGAGUAUCGCGACUAUCGGCCUGUACAUCUCCUACGGCAUCCCGAUCGCGCUGCGCGUCGUCUAUGCGUCGCGCUUCGUCCGCGGGCCGUUCCACCUCGGCGCGUUCUCGUUCCCCAUCGCGACCGCCGCGGUGCUCUGGAUCUGCUUCAUCACGAUCGCGUUCAUCCUCCCCGAGGAGAACCCCGUCAACUCGCAGACGCUCAACUACGCGGUCGUUGCAGUCGGCAUCGUCGUCACGUAUAGUCUUGGGUUCUGGGUCAUCAGCGCGAGGAAGUGGUUCACUGGCCCCGUAAAGCAGAUUGCUGCGGAAGCAGCCGGGGUCGAUGUUAUGGACCCCGGUGUAGCAGCUUCCGUGGUCGACUCGCCUGAGAAAGGUAGUGACGGAAGGAGUUCCAUGUAACAUGUAUCUUGUGUAAUAUUCCCUUUGUUUGUUGUCGCGAUUAUACCUCUUCAGUAGACCUUACGGCAUUGUGCUGCUUAUUACUGAGAGCCCGAUGUUUUCUGGCCGUCGCGGUCUUUGUCCCGUGAUGAGUUUCUGCGAAGCCGUCUCACUCA
This is a messenger RNA of Rhodofomes roseus, 1942 nucleotides long. Its product is annotated as amino acid/polyamine transporter I. The transcript has 12 exons. Gene Ontology annotation, cellular component: membrane. The coding region runs from base 150 to 1787 and encodes 545 amino acids. Gene Ontology annotation, molecular function: transmembrane transporter activity. Gene Ontology annotation, biological process: transmembrane transport; amino acid transport. Lineage: Eukaryota; Fungi; Basidiomycota; Agaricomycetes; Polyporales; Fomitopsidaceae. The record is from RefSeq and is a predicted model, not a curated record.